AACUGAAAGAAAAGAAAAAGAUUUAUGUCUUUGUUUAUUGAAAAAUGGAGUAAUAUACCUCAGAUGCCUGUUUGCUUGCUCAUUUAUUCAUGAUUCUCUCAUAAAGUAAUAAAGUAAACACAUCUUGUUUAGUGCAGGAGAGAAGAGGAACCUUCGUUAGCCUCCUCGUGCUUCAAAGGGGGAAUGAAAACACCGUCGGACUCAUGUGCGCAUGUGCUGCGGCCAGCUUCCUGUUGUGCAGGCUGACGGCUGUCUGGUGUGUCUGGGGUUGACAUAUUGUGAAGAGCGGAGGAGCGAUGCCUUUCCUCCAUGGGUUUCGUAGGAUCAUAUAUGAGUAUCAGCCGCUGGUUGAUGCUGUCAUGUGUGUUCUUGGACUGGAGGAAGGAGACCGCAGUCACGAGGACAGAGUCAGGAGCCCCGAGGACGAGUCUGGUCUCUGUGACUCUCUAGCGGAGCUCCUGGAGCGGGAGUCCCAGUCAGAAGUGUUUUCAGAAGGCAUCAGCUAUUCUCUGUUUAAGAUGGCAGAGGGGGGACUGAUGUUCGCCGCUGUAGUCCUUCUACGCUAUGGAGCUGAUAUCAACUUUGAAGACCCAGUGUCUUACUACAAUCCUCUACAUAUAGCAAUUUUGAGGAACAAGCCAAACAUGGUGAGGCUGCUGGUCGGGUACGGAGCAAACGUUGAAAAGAGAGACAGGAUCCAUGAGAGCAGUCCUUUGGAUCUCGCCAGUGAGGAGUCGGAGAGGCUCCCCUGCCUGCUCGCCCUGCUGGACCUGGGUGCUGAUGUGAAUGCAAGGGAUAAACACGGAAAAUCACCUCUGCUCCACGCCUUGGCAAGCAGCGAUGGACUCACUGUGCACAACACCGGGAACAUCCAGCUUCUUCUUCAGAGAGGUGCCGACGUUAACGCUGCUACUGUAGACGGUGAAACAGUUGAAUCCUCCUUGGUGUUCCUGGUUAAGGAGGCUCUGGAGGCCAACGCGGAGGACGCUGCUGAGAUCGGUAACUUCUGCUUAAGAACCACACGGCUGCUGCUGGCUCACGGCGUGGACCCCAGCUGCUGUCUGAAUGAAGACGGCGAGCCCUCCCUGACGCAGACGAGCCUGGAGCACUUUGACCUGCUCUUCCCUCUUGCUGUGCUCUUAAUCCAGAGCGGAGCCUCUUUGGUUUGCUCCUAUCACGGCGACUCCUGUUGGUCGGGUUACAGCCUCCUUUUCCAGCGGCUCCAAACGGCCCUGCAGCAGUGCCCCGAUCAAAGUCACGCCUCGGAGCUUCUGGAGCAAGCUGAGGUGUUGCUCGACUUGGCGAGGGUGGACGACCCCGGGCUGCAUCUGCCUCUCAGGCUGGAGCUCCCCGUGCCCGGUCGGGACCCUCACCCUUACGCUCAGGCUCUGGCAGACCUGCACGACCGCGUAGUAGAGCAGGAAACGAGCCCUCCUGCUCUGCGAUGCCUUUGUAGGGCAUUCAUAAGGAGCCACCUCCAGCCUUGGCCCAUGGAAGACCGAGUCAAAGCCUUGCCAUUACCAGACAGACUGAAAGACUUUAUUCUUCCUGAGCGCACGUAUACACCAAAGCCCGGCUGGGAGUGCUUUAAGCCCCAACAUAGCCAGGGCUGACGAUAUAAACCACUGACCAGUGUGUUUUACCUAAAAAUCUAAGUUUAAAUUGAAAGACUGAACAGACCUGUAGUAAUUUGAAUAAAACGUCUGAGCCUUUUCACCAUAAAUUAACCUAAACCUAA
Molecule: messenger RNA, 1738 nt
Organism: Sebastes umbrosus (honeycomb rockfish)
Lineage: Eukaryota; Metazoa; Chordata; Actinopteri; Perciformes; Sebastidae
Gene: asb6
Product: ankyrin repeat and SOCS box containing 6
Exons: 7
Coding region: 297-1613 (438 amino acids)
Biological process (GO): intracellular signal transduction; protein ubiquitination
Cellular component (GO): BRCA1-BARD1 complex
Molecular function (GO): protein binding
Source: RefSeq, a predicted model, not a curated record